GUCAAUCAUUCACUCUCACUCACUCUCUCAAACGCACACUCGCGUGUGAAUACAGAUCAUCUCCUCACAGGAGGCAAGAGUGAGAUGAACAUGUUCGACGAAAAGCUUGUUUUCCUUUUUUUGCUUGUCGGACUUGAAUGCAGCACACACACUGAGAGGGAGAGAGAGAGACAGAAAAGCGGGGGACCAGAUGAGCCUCACUGAACAGCAGCAGGGUCCUGUUUCAAACACACACACACAUAUAUAUAUACACACACACACACAUACACACACUCACACGUGCAACCGAGCGUCGAGAGCAGCGUCGGUCCGAGCCGCUGGUGGUUGCCCUUCACCGCUUCGCCGAGGCAGACGGGAGACGACGACGACGACGACUAAGAGGAGAAGGAGAAGACCCCCCCACUGUUGAUGGGAAGAGGAGGGUUGGGGGCUUGUUUUGGGAGGUGCUAGAGGAAAGAGCGAGAGAGCUGCUGUGAGAGAACAUCACAACAUCGCAGCAGCUUGCAGAUGUGGAAGGAGCGCCGCUCAAGUUCCCGUCCUGGGUGCCCCGCCCUGUAAUUGUAGCUCAGAGACGAAGAGGAGGAGGAGGAAGCAGAAAGGGUGCCAUGGGGGUCAGCCUCAGACAGGAUGUGGUUUGGCUCCUGCCGUUCUUCAUCCUGCUGCUGACGCUUAAUCUGCGGCCCGCUCGGGGUCAAGUAUGUCCUCAGCGCUGCGAGUGCGUUGCCAAACUCAAGACCGUCUCCUGCCACGGUAAGAGAUUGUCUUCGCUGCCUGACGGGAUUCCACUGGACACCAAGAUCCUGGACCUGAGUGCGAAUAAACUGCGCUGGGUGGAGCAUGGCGAUCUGAUUUCCUUUUCCAACGUGGAGAAGCUGGAUCUCGGUGAGAAUAUGAUCAAUGUCCUGGAACCGAAUGCUUUUUCUAGUCUCCAGAGCCUGCAGUCGCUUUCACUGAGGGGUAACCAAUUAAAACUGAUCCCCACGGGGGCUUUCUCACACCUUUCAAAUCUCACCUCUCUGGACCUUAGUGGGAAUAAGCUCGUGAUUCUUUUGGACUUUACUUUCCAAGACCUGAAGAGUCUGCGGAACCUGGAAGUUGGCGACAAUGAUCUGGUGUAUAUCUCCAACAAGGCCUUUUUGGGUCUGGUGGCACUGAGAGAGUUGACCAUCGAGAGGUGCAACUUGACUUCGGUAUCCAGUCAAUCUUUGUCCUACCUUCACAACCUGGUAACCCUGCGGCUCCGCUACCUGGGCAUCUCCACGUUAGAGGACCAGAACUUUCGUAAGCUGGGAAACCUGCGGGGUCUGGAGAUCGAUCACUGGCCCUUUUUGGAAUACGUCACCCCCCACGGCCUACAGGGUCUCAACUUGUCAUGGUUGUCCAUCACGCAUACCAACAUCACCUCCGUGCCCACGUCGGCGCUACGAAGCCUCUCCCACCUCACCAGCCUCAACCUGUCCUUCAACCCGAUUUCGGUCCUGGAGUCCUGGUCGCUGAGAGACCUACUCCGGCUGAAGGAGCUGCAUCUGGUCAGCACAAGGCUGGCGACGGUGCAACCAUACGCCCUGGGUGGUCUCCGACAAAUCCGCCUGCUUAACCUCUCGGCGAACAACUUGGUGACUUUGGAGGAGGCGGCCUUCCAGUCGGUCAACAGCCUGGAGACACUCCGCUUGGACGGCAACCCACUGGCCUGCGACUGCCGCUUGCUUUGGAUCCUUCAGCGUCGGAAGACGCUGAAUUUUGACGGCGCCUCCCCGGUGUGCAUGACGCCCUUGGAGGUGCAGGGGCGAGCCUUGGGCGCCUUCUCGGAUGCGGCCCUCUUUGAUCAUUUCACCUGCCAGAAGCCCAAAAUCCGCAACAGGAAACUUCAGCAAAUAUCGGCUCGCGAGGGGCAGGUGGUGUCCUUCGUUUGCAGGGCGGAGGGGGAGCCCACGCCGGUGAUCUUCUGGAUAUCUCCGCAGCGGCGUCGCAUCACGACGAAGAGCAGCGGCCGCUUGACGGUCUUAAAGGAAGGCACCUUGGAAAUCAGGUACGCCCAGGUGAUGGACACCGGAACCUACAUCUGCAUUGCCAGUAAUGCAGGAGGGAAUGACACGUACUUUGCCACGCUCACAGUCAGCGGCCUGCCACUCGAUGCCGCCCUCAUGGCCAACCGUACCUACUACGCCGGGGACCUCAACGACACAAACCUAAAUGACACGAGAGUUUUCCUCAAGUUCACUCUGGACCUGAAGACGAUCCUCAUCUCCACGGCGAUGGGCUGCAUCAUGUUCCUGGGGGUGGUCCUCUUCUGUUUCAUUCUGCUCUUUGUGUGGAGUCGCGGGAAAGGACAGCACAAAAACAAUUUCUCCGUCGAGUACUCUUUCAGAAAAGUGGAGGGGCCGGCCACCAGCGGAGGGCAGGGCGGCGCCCGCAAGUUCAACAUGAAAAUGAUUUGAUCCUCCUGGAGAGCUUUUAAACUUUUUGGAUUGCUUCUUUGCUCAUCCCUGACAGGAAAUGAGGACACCUGAAGGAUGGCUGCCUUGCGUGAGAUCGCUCAUGUGAAUGUUGAGAGGACACAAGUUAGCACUGAUCCCCACCGCACACACACACCAACGCGCACACACCACCACAUACACAUAAUUGUACAGUGUUCUUUCCCUAAUGCUGUUUUUCAAUGUCAAAGACAUUAAAUCAUUCAGUACCACCCAAUUCUAGACCAAGUCUGAAAAGACGUUUAAAAACGUCUUUGGGAGUAAAUGAGUUAAUCACUUGCUCUUUGUGCUUGCAAGGUUGACCACAUUUGUUUUUGACAUUCUGGGAGAAAAAACAACCUCGAGUCAUGAGAAACUAUUCCAAAGGUGUAAAUGUAACAUCCGAGUGUGCUUUGAUGAGAGUUACUCACGGGAAGUGAUGACAAUGACAACCUCUGACCACUGAGCUUUUGAACAUGCUAUUCUCUGUGUCCUGUUAUGACUGGAGAUGAAACCAACCAAUGAAAACAUGUUAGGAUUUUAAUUAGUAUCUCCGGCCUUUAAACUUCCUCCUUUGAGCACACCAUUUCCACGAGACCUUCAACAAAACCACUAAUCGCUUUUACAUGGGUCUUUGGUUUUCCACAGAAUCCACAUCAGACAUUUCAAGGAUACAAACGGCGUGCAGUGAAUUCAUAAGAAUAUAUUGCCACACUCAUUUACCACCAUACUAUUUUUCAUUCAUUAAUUCGUUCUAAAAUUGGAAAAAAAUCCCUGUUUCUUAACAUGUCGGUGGCAUGCAAAAAACAAAACAAAACAAAAAAAACUCAAGUCAUCUUCAAGUUAGCAAUCGUGUGCUGCUGAUCAGAAGCUAACCUUGCUAGCUAACGCUAAUGUUUGCAUCCAACCAAACUCGGUGCAGCCUUGCUUACCUUUUGGCAUUGACAUGACACCGGUGUAAGAUGCGGUUGUUUCCUCGUAGUGGCCUCUCCCCAUGAUGGUGUUUCAGCCAGUGUCGUGCAGCAGUUGCUUGAAAGUGCCUCUGGAUCUUCACCCAGCCGACCUCAUAAUGUCAUGGGUGUAGAAACUUGUUGUGGGGGCAGUUAUGUAAAUGAGCCCCACUGUUAUGUCACGUAACACUGCAGUAUGACUCGCUCAGAGACACGUUUUCAAAAUAGGCAGACAAAAUCGUGACUUGAUUUGAUUUGGCACUCGAUGGGUGGAAUGGCACUCCAGUCACAGAACUAUUUGUAGAAAGGCCAUAAAAUGUCAUUUUCCCAUCAUGUGUCCUCCUUAAGGCUCAAGUCAAACUGGGCCCUUCAUGUAUUGACAGACACAGUACCAGAAGGAUUAAAAUGGGAAUAUAGUGUACAAAAUGUAUGAUACUGUUUAGCAUUCUAUUGCUUCCUCGUGGCUUGUUUUAUACAAAGGUUGUGCAAUCACAUUUUAUUGUUCAUUCAGCUGUAACUUUUUUUUUGCAAAGCAGGGUUAUGUCCCUUACAUCUUUUUUUUUCUCUCUCUCUUUCUUUCCUCCGUCUCAAACUGAUCACACUCCCCGAGCUCAUAGCGAACGUGACCUUGUGCACCGGCACAAAGUGGUGUGAUGAAAAGACGAACGAGAGCUCAGUGGGCCAUAAUCUUAUUUAGAUAGGAAUGGAGUUGCAAGAGAAAUUUGCGGGUUUUUUUCCAGAAACGUAUCAGUGGAAGUUUAGCUAAGGAAUUCAAAAGAUGGAAUUUACUUUACACACUGCAGAACAGAGAUUGGCUCUAAAAGGUGUACACACCCUUGUUCAAAUGCCAUUUUUCUGUGACAUUUAAAGAACUAAUGAGGCCAAGAUAAAUAAUUUCCACCAUUAGUGUCCCUUAACCUAUACAAAUCGAAUGCAUUUUUAGAAAACAAAAACUGUUUGAGAAUGAGAUAAACAACUGAAAUCACGUGUUUGCAAAAGUAUGCACGCUUAUGUUGAAAAUUAACCCAUCACAAUUCUGCUCCUAUUCAAUGGGUGCCAGCACACAUAUGCCACUAAUUAAAGAGCAAGUGUGAACGUUUUGUGCUAUCACUGCCUGCUAUUUGAUAGUAUAGUAUUCAUAAUUCCUUGCACCUCGGAAAAGGUCCCAUUUCCAUCUGAAAAGAAAAAUGGCCCCAAAGCAUGAUGCGCCCAUCAACAAGCCUCAUACUAGAUAUGAUGUUGUUUUGGUGACCAGCAAUGUUGUGUUUUGUGCCAAACAUACCUUGUGGCCAAACAGCUCGUUUUCCCCAAAUAGUUUUACACUCAAAAGCAAAAAAUUAAAAUAAAAUAAAAAAAGAUGUCAGGUAAAGCCGACUGCAACAUCUGAACUUGGUUUUAACCCUUUAGAGGACAGUGAUUACAACAGUGGCGGAGUUUAUCAGGUUACAGGGUACAUGAAAGGGGCAUGUUAAAAUGUGGCAGGCGUGAGCUGACUCCUUUGUAACAAGAGUUGGAAUGGAAUUGGUGAGUUCAAAACACAGCCACAUAAUAUCUGUUUUACUUGGAGCUUUUUUUUUAAAUCACUGAAGGUGUGUGGAUUGUAGGUCACCUUAAUUGUAAUUUUUAUUAACAAAACAGGGCAUUUAUUUGAACAGGGGUGUGUGGACAUUUUGUAUCCUCUGUGAUCACGAACAUUCACAAAGUUGAACACUUCAAGUAUGUUUCGCAUUUCCUUUGCCUUUUCAACGGGAUGCUGCUCCAGAAUGGUGCCGGUGAUGGCCUGUUUCCAAACUUGUGUUGCAAGAUACCCGACCCCCUCCCCCAUUCAAAUUGAAGGACAAUAUUGAAACGUUUCUUUUUUUUUUAAUCCCGAAAAAAGUCAAAUUUCUUCUCAUUAAUUUUUAUCGAAGAAUCACUGUUAGGAUGCAAACACUGAACUGAUCAGUAUUCCACUUCAUCAUCAACGAAAAUCAAAUAUUGAUGGCCUCAUUAGUUUACACACUUGAUGUAGUUCCGCUCAAGGCAUUUCUCUUCCAGUCGAACUUGACAUUGGCUCCCCACACUGGUAACUCCAAGCCACACACUUAUUACUCUGCUGCCAUCUGCUGUACUACCUUGUACUGGUUUGGUACAGGUUUGGAAUUACAAACUUGCAUUUUUCCAUUGUCUUUUGUUGAAAUCAUGCUGUAAAUAUUGAAACCACUGCCAUUGGAAAUUGUGCUGCUGUUUUUAAUGGUGGCGAUUCAUUUAUAUGCAUGUAUAUAUGGGAAAAAAAGAGGAAGCAGAGUAUUCAGAAAGCAUGCGACAUGAUGUCUUGGUCAUUGAACCAGUUUUAUUGCAGCGAGUGAGUUUUACUUAUUUUUAAAUAUUCAUGACAACUGCAACACUGUGAAAUGAUUUGAUUCCAUUUUUUGCAUUUGUCUUGGUCCAGUUUGAAUGAGUCCAGCUGUACAAUUGUCGUUUCAGAUUUAUUCAUCCAGAGAGAAGAUGGGGUCUUUAUUUUGUGGGGGUCGGAGGGGAGUAUCAAAUAAAGGACGUUUUGUGAACAGAACAAAAAAAACGCUUCACCUUUGUGUGUGUGUAUUAAUAAGGAUAUAUGAGCUUGUGUUGUCUGUUCUACUCUGUUCGGAAAACUACUCUAAUGUACUUGAGAAUUCGUUUUAACGUGUUUGUCAGAAUGGUCAAACUUAUUUAAAUAUGUUCGAACGGACUCAGUGAUACUUUUGAAUGUACUUGCAGGCUAAAUGCUACACACGUAGCAUC
Messenger RNA from Hippocampus zosterae (dwarf seahorse), 6166 nucleotides. RefSeq names its product leucine rich repeat and Ig domain containing 3a (gene lingo3a). The transcript is spliced from 2 exons. NCBI's taxonomy places the organism in Eukaryota, Metazoa, Chordata, Actinopteri, Syngnathiformes, Syngnathidae. Gene Ontology annotation, molecular function: protein binding. Bases 606 to 2438 code for a protein of 610 amino acids. The record is from RefSeq and is a predicted model, not a curated record.